Tribolium castaneum (red flour beetle) is the source of this 4361-nucleotide messenger RNA. It is a transcript of the gene Polr3A, whose product is annotated as RNA polymerase III subunit A. The record is from RefSeq and is a predicted model, not a curated record. Gene Ontology annotation, biological process: DNA-templated transcription. Gene Ontology annotation, molecular function: DNA binding. The transcript is spliced from 18 exons. NCBI's taxonomy places the organism in Eukaryota, Metazoa, Arthropoda, Insecta, Coleoptera, Tenebrionidae. Bases 147 to 4319 code for a protein of 1390 amino acids. Gene Ontology annotation, cellular component: RNA polymerase III complex.
CACCUGUCUUCACAGAUAUAGUUUAGGUUAUGUUGUGUUUCAAAAAAGUGAGGUUAUUUAAGGCAUAAUUGUUAUAUUUUUAAGCGGUUCUGCUUUCAAAGUUCGUUGGUAACACAACUGAACAUUUGUAAACCAGGGCGAGCACAAUGCCAAAAGAACAAUACCGAGAAACUGAUGUAGCGAGAAAAAUCUCGCACAUCAGUUUCGGGAUUGAGAGUGCAGAGUCGAUGCAACAACAAUCCCACAUUCACGUUGUAGCUAAAAACUUGUAUAAUCAGGAUGUUCAACGCACUCCAAUUCCUUACGGAGUGCUAGACAAGAGACUGGGCACAAACUCGAAAGAAUCGCCUUGUCAGACAUGCGGGAAAAACAUAAAUUCGUGCGUUGGCCAUUUUGGGUACAUUGACUUGGAAUUACCUGUGUAUCAUGUGGGGUACUUUAGAAGCAUUAUUAGCAUUCUUCAAACAAUUUGUAAGAAUUGUGCCCGUGUUCUCCUUUCCGAGGAAGAAAAAAAUCAAUACCGAAUACGUCUCUCUAAUGAACAUCUGAGUUAUAUGACUAAAAAAGCUAUAAGGAAGAAAAUCAUUGAGAAAUGCAGAAAGUUGACUAAGUGUCCCUACUGUAAGGAAUCUAAUGGCUUUGUAAAAAAGUUGACAGCCAGUAAAGGGAGCACUGGGGGAUCUGUGUUAAAGAUAGUGUGUGAAAAAAAUAGAGGGAGUGACAAGGAAACAGUGUUGAAAGAACACAUCGAAAAGUUCAAUUCAGCGAUUGAUGUUAAUCCAGAGAUCAAAAAUGCAUUAACGGCCAAUUCUGCUGUCUCGCAAAUUCUUACUCCAAUCGAUGUUUUAAAAUUAUUUGAGAGAAUUCCACAAAGUGAUAUUCCAUUAUUGGCAAUGGACUCAAGGAGGUCACAACCAAAAGAUUUAAUUUUUACUAGAAUGCUAGUCCCUCCUGUGUCAAUUCGCCCCUCUGUGGUAUCGGACUUGAAGGCUGGGACCAAUGAGGACGAUUUAACUAUGAGACAAUCUGAAAUAAUCUUUAUCAAUGAUGUAAUCAAAAAACACAAAUUGUCAGGAGCAUCUGUUAAUAUGUAUCAAGAGGGUUGGGACUUUCUUCAGCUGCAGACUGCUCUUUAUAUUAACAGUGAACUUUCCGGAAUUCCCCUAGCAAUGAUGCCAAAAAAACCGGGCCGUGGUCUUGUGCAACGCCUUAAAGGCAAACAAGGCCGUUUCCGCGGCAAUCUCUCCGGCAAACGAGUCGACUUUUCUUCGAGAACAGUUAUUUCCCCUGAUCCGAAUUUACAAAUCGAUCAAGUCGGUGUUCCUCUACACAUCGCCAAAAUCUUGACUUUUCCUGAACGGGUGAUUCACGCAAAUAUCGAUGUUAUGAGACAAUUGGUGAUCAACGGACCUGACAAGUGGCCUGGGGCUAAUUACGUUCAACAGAAAGGCUCUGCUUUUAAAAAGUUUCUUAAAUACGGAAACAGAGAAAAACUAGCACAGGAAUUGAAACUGGGGGAUUUGGUUGAACGGCACCUUCACAACGACGAUGUCGUCUUAUUUAAUCGUCAACCGAGUUUGCACAAGUUGUCGAUUAUGGCGCACAGGACCAAAGUCCAUCAACAUCGAACGUUCAGGUUCAACGAGUGCGUUUGUAAUCCCUACAAUGCGGAUUUUGACGGCGACGAAAUGAAUUUGCAUUUGCCUCAAACUGAAGAGGCUAAAGCGGAAGCGUUAAUUUUAAUGGGGAAUAAAAAUAAUCUAGUGACGCCACGAAACGGUGAACUAUUGAUCGCAGCAACCCAGGAUUUUUUGACCGGUGGCUACUUAUUGACCAAAAAAGAUACGUUUCUGGAUUUAGCACACGCAUCUCAAUUAGCCGCCACGCUAUUGGCUGAGAACGACACGAAUAUGCAAAUUGAUUUACCAACACCCUGUAUUUUAAAGCCAAGACGUUUGUGGUCUGGCAAGCAAAUUUGUAGUCUUAUUUUCCGACCUAAUAAGAAAUGUCCAGUCAAGGCAAAUCUUGAAGCAAAGGGCAAGGCCUACACAAAAAAUAGAGAGCUAUGCGUUAAAGACUCAUACGUUUUGAUCAGGAAUUCCGAACUUAUCGCUGGAACGCUGGAUAAAAGCCACUUGGGAAGUGGAGGCAAAGGCAAUAACAUUUUUUACGUAAUUUUGAGAGACUUUGGCUCAGAAUAUGCAAUAAAAUCAAUGUGGAGAUUAGCUAAGCUUACCUCUUAUUAUUUAAUGAAUAGUGGAUUCAGUAUCGGGAUAGGCGACGUCACUCCAAGUAAAGGGUUACUGAGACGAAAGAACAAGUUGUUAGAGGAUGGAUAUACUAAAUGUGACGAGUAUAUUCGUCAAAUGGCCGACGGUAGGCUCCAGUGCCAACCGGGAUGUACGGCUGAGGAGACUUUAGAAGCUGUUAUUUUGAAAGAAUUAUCAGUUAUUCGUGAACAUGCAGGUCAGGCGUGUCUCGCAGAACUGCAUCCAACCAAUAGUCCACUUAUUAUGGCGUUAUCGGGUUCGAAGGGGUCUUUUAUCAAUAUUUCUCAGAUGAUUGCUUGUGUGGGUCAACAGGCUUUGAAUGGGAAACGAGUCCCUGAUGGAUUUGAAAAUAGAUCUCUGCCACAUUUUCCACAUCACUCGAAAACACCAGAAGCUAAAGGCUUUGUUGAAAAUAGUUUUUACACUGGACUAACACCUACGGAAUUCUUUUUCCAUACAAUGGGCGGCCGUGAGGGUCUUGUCGACACAGCAGUUAAAACUGCGGAAACUGGCUAUAUGCAGAGAAGGCUGGUAAAGUCGUUGGAAGACUUGGUGGUGCACUACGAUGGUUCUGUCAGAAAUGCGGAAGGUGAUAUAGUUCAGGUGAAUUACGGAGGUGAUGGUUUAGACCCGACUUACAUGGAAGGUAAAGACUGCCCAGUUGAUUUUGACCGUGUUCUGCGCCAUGUCCAGGCGAAAUGUCCUUACCGAGACGAAACGAUCCUGAACAGUGUUCAAAUCAGACGAGCUACUAAAACUUUCCUUGAAACGGAUGCACUAAACGAGUGUAGCGAGGAAUUUAAAGCGGAACUAAAGAACUUCAUGGACAAGGUUGCGCUAAGAGUGGAAAACAUAUACAAUAAAUUCGGGGACGGAAAAGUGGUGAAAGAAAUAGAAAGACUAACAUGUAGCCAGUUGGUGACGUUCCUUCAAAUUUGCGGUUCAAAAUACACCAGGUCUAUCAUUGAACCGGGAACUGCAGUUGGUGCUUUAGCUGCUCAAAGUAUUGGUGAACCCGGAACACAAAUGACACUCAAAACUUUCCAUUUUGCUGGAGUUGCAAGCAUGAAUAUUACACAGGGUGUUCCGAGAAUCAAGGAGAUUAUCAAUGCCAGUAAGGACAUCAGCACGCCUAUAAUUACCGCCAGCCUGACCAACCCACGAGAUAUCGGUUUUGCUCGGGAAGUGAAAGCCCGAAUCGAAAGGACAACCCUUGGCGAGGUGGCAACAUUUAUUGAUGAAAUUUACACCCAGUACGACUGCUUCCUUUUAAUUCAAUUGAAUUACGACCGCAUUAAAUUAUUGAAACUUGAAAUAAAUGCCGAGACUGUCCGUUACAGUAUUUGCACCUCAAAGUUGAAACUUAAACCAAACGAAGUUCGCGUCGAAAGUGAAACAAUUAUCACAGUGUCCCCCAGUGGUAGUAAACAUACACACCGAUUUAAUUUUUCAUUGAAUGAGCUUAAGGCAAAAUUGCCCAGUGUUGUUGUUAAAGGGCUGCCAACCGUAAAUCGAGCAGUCAUUGCCAAAGAGGAGAAAGGAGGCGAAACUCUGUACAAUUUAUGUGUUGAGGGUGAUAAUUUAAGGGAAGUUAUCGCUACGUAUGGUGUGCUGGGGACAAAGACUGUCUCCAAUAAUAUCAUGGAAGUGUACCAUACUUUGGGAAUAGAAGCCGCAAGAGAAACCAUUAUGUCCGAAAUUAAAAUGGUAAUGGAAAACCAUGGUAUGAGCGUGGAUUAUCGCCACAUUAUGUUACUCGCGGCCCAAAUGACACACACGGGGGAAGUUCUGGGCAUCACACGAUAUGGUUUAUCCAAAAUGAAGCAGUCCAUACUAAACUUGGCUUCUUUUGAGAAAACCGCUGAUCAUUUGUUUGAUGCUGCUUAUUACGGCCAGGUUGACAAAAUAAACGGCGUUUCAGAAAAUAUUAUAAUGGGAAUGCCUGCACCUAUAGGAACCGGAAUUUUCAAACUCCUCCACAAGCCACACCACAUCGAGGAAAAUCCACCAUCAGAACCUUUACUAUUUGAAACUGCGAUUGCCAAGUAAAAUAUGUAUUUGAGAAAUUGUACAAUAAAAAUUAUAAAUCAA